UACACGGCCGACAAGAUUCCUGACCAAACAGGCAAGACAGUCAUCGUAACAGGUGGCAAUACGGGCAUUGGCUACGAGACGGCGCUUCAGAUUGCUCUCCACGGUGCCAAAGUGUACAUUGCUGCACGUUCAGAGUCUCGUGCUCAAGGAGCCAUCGAGAAGAUUCGUGCACAGAAACCAAGUGGCUCGGUCGAAUGGCUCAAGCUGGAUCUGCAAGAUUUGGCGAGUGUUCAAGCAGCUGCCAAGGCAUUUAGCAGCAAGGAGAGCAAGCUGGAUGUGCUGUACAACAAUGCAGGCAUCAUGGCAUCACCUUAUCAACUGACCAAGGACGGUAUUGAGAGCCAAUUCCAAACCAACCAUAUUGGUCCGUUCCUGUUCACCAAUCUCCUACUGCCCAAGCUCAAGCAAUCAACUGACGCCCGUAUUGUCGUCACCUCUUCAUCAGCACACAGUAUGUAUACUGCCAAUGAAGAUUCCUACACAAGUCUCGAGGAAGUCAACAGCCAGCACGGCUCUACCUGGACACGCUACGGUCAAAGCAAGCUCGCCAAUGUCUUGUUUGCCAUGGAGCUGGCCAACAAGUUUCCAGACAUCAAGACGAACGCCUGCCAUCCAGGUGUCAUCAAUACCGAGCUGAGUCGUGGUCCAGGCGCUUCGUAUGGCAAAGUCGUGCAGAAAGUCAUGGAGGGCACCAUGUGGUUCGGCUCAUCGGCUCUAGGUGCAGUUCUGUCGCCACCUCAGGGAGCCCUCACACAGCUCUUCCUGGGUACUGCAUUGGAAGUCAAGAGCCAAUCCAUCUCUGGCAAAUACUAUCAGCCUAUUGCA
Molecule: messenger RNA, 825 nt
Organism: Protomyces lactucae-debilis
Lineage: Eukaryota; Fungi; Ascomycota; Taphrinomycetes; Taphrinales; Protomycetaceae
Exons: 2
Source: RefSeq, a predicted model, not a curated record